Molecule: messenger RNA, 4734 nt
Organism: Trichechus manatus latirostris (Florida manatee)
Lineage: Eukaryota; Metazoa; Chordata; Mammalia; Sirenia; Trichechidae
Gene: SYNM
Product: synemin
Exons: 4
Coding region: 1-4734 (1577 amino acids)
Biological process (GO): intermediate filament cytoskeleton organization; fast-twitch skeletal muscle fiber contraction
Cellular component (GO): costamere; neurofilament cytoskeleton; sarcolemma
Molecular function (GO): intermediate filament binding; structural constituent of cytoskeleton; structural constituent of muscle
Source: RefSeq, a predicted model, not a curated record
AUGCUGUCCUGGAGGCUGCAGACGGGCGCGGAGAAGGCUGAGCUGCAGGAGCUCAAUGCCCGGCUCUACGACUACGUGUGCCGGGUGCGGGAGCUGGAACGCGAGAACUGGCUCCUGGAGGAGGAGCUGCGCGGCCGGCGCAGCCAGGAGGACCUGUGGGCCGAGGGCGAGGCCCGCUUCGCCGAGGAGGCGCGCGCUUUGCGGCAGCAGCUGGACGAGCUGAGCUGGGCCACAGCGCUGGCCGAAGGCGAGCGCGACACGCUGCGGCGCGAGCUGCGGGAGUUACAGCAGCUGAGCGCGGAGACACGCGCCGCCCGCGGCCGCCUGGACGCCGAGCUGGGCGCGGAGCAGCGCGAGCUGCAGGAGGCUCUGGGCGCGCACUCCUCCCUCGAGGCGCUGCUAGGCCGGCUGCAAGCGGAGCGCCGUGGCCUCGGCGCGGCCCACGAGCGCGAUGUGCGGGAGCUGCGCGCGCGCGUCGCCAAUGUGACCCUGCACUACCGCGCCCGUGCCACAGGCCCCGCCGCGCCCCCGCCGCGCCUGCGAGAGGUGCACGACAGUUACGCGCUGCUGGUGGCCGAGUCAUGGCGGGAGACCGUGCAGCUGUACGAGGACGAGGUGCGCGAGCUGGAGGAGGCGCUGCGGCGCGGCCUGGAGAGCCGGCGCGAGGCCGAAGAGGAGACGCGGCUGUGCGCGCAGGAGGCGGAGGCACUGUGGUGCGAGGCGCACGAGCUCGAGCAGCUGCGCGCGCGGCUGGAGGAAGAGCUGCUGCGGAUGCGAGAGGCUUACGAGCUGCAGGCCGAGGAGCGGCAGAGAGUGAUUGACUGUUUGGAAGAUGAGAAGGAAGCCCUCACCUUGGUCAUGACUGACCGGCUGCGGGACUAUCAGGAGCUCCUGCAGGUGAAGAAUGGCCUCAGCCUGGAGGUGGCAACCUACCGAGCCUUACUGGAAGGAGAAAGUAAUCCAGAAAUACUGAUCUGGAAGAAGCACAUUGAAGAUGUACCGCAAGAAUUCAGAAACACAUCCUAUCAAUAUACCAACUCAGUAUUACAGAGGGAAAAUGAAAGAAAUCUAUUUCCAAGGCAGAAAGUACCUCCAGUGAGUUUGAAUCACAGCUCCAGGCUUUAUUCUAACCUGUUGGCACACCCUGGAUCUCAGAUGAGCACGCGUACUGGAAGUGCUGCCCGAGGUAGCUUCCUGGGCUCAGGAUACUCAUCCUUGGCCACUGUCCGGCAGGAAAACGCUUAUGAAAAAAUGGCCAGCGAUCAAACCAGUUUCAGAACUUUUUCUCCAACCUAUGGUCUUUUAAGAAAAACUGAAGCACAGGUGAAAACACUCCCUGAAAGACCGAAAACCGAAGGUACAAGUGAUGCCACCAGUUAUAUAGCCAGAGGCUCCACCGUUGCCCAAAAGUCAUACCAAGAACACCGAGACAACAUGGCGGCGGGCGCAUCUGAGAGCACGAGGUCGAAUGAGAGGGCUGUCACUCUGGGAAAGGAAACAGAAGUGAAGGCCACACAGGAGCAAGGCAGAAACAUACCAGUAACUAUCAGAACAAAGCAAGAAGAGAAAGUGUUUGAUUCCAAAGAGAAGGCUUCUGAGGAAAGAAACUUAAGGUGGGAAGAACUGACAAAGUUAGAUAAAGAAGCAAGAAAGAGGGAAAGUCAGCAAAUGACGGGAAAGGCUAAAGAGAACGAAUCGCUGAAGGAGAAAAAUGUGCAAGAAAGAGAGAUACCAAUUACUCUAGAAGCAUCCCAGGGCAGCACCCCAGAGGUGUCUCCAAAAGGCUUCCAGACGUCUGUCAAGAAGGAUGUUGGUGGUGGGACAGGUGGAGGGGUGGAAACAAGAGAGACGAGGUUCAGGAUGGACACAGGCGACACCCCCAGCUCUAUGAAAGGUGACUCCAUGACUGAAACCAUUGCAGAAAACAUUGUCUCCAGUAUCCUUAAGCAGUUUACCCAGUCUCCAGAUACAGAAGCAUCUGCUAAUUCUUUCCCAGACACGAAAGUCACUUACAUGGAAAGGAAAGAGCUUCCCGGUGACAGGAAAACAAAGACUGAAAUCAUCAUGGAGUCUAAACUGACUGAGGAUAUCGAUGUUUCCGACGAAGCUGGCCUGGACUACCUUUUAAGCAAGGAUGUGAAGGAAGUGAAGCUGAAAGGAAAAUCCGCUGAGCAAAUGAUAGGAGAUAUAAUCAAUAGUGGUCUGAAAGGAAGAGAGGGGAGAGCAAAGGUUGUCAGUGUGGAGAUCAUUGAAGAGCCCAUGAGCUACGUAGGGGGAGAGAAGGCAGAGGAGUUCCCCACCCCGUUUGAAGUGGAGGAGGUCGACGAUGUGUCUCCAGGUUCCAAGGGACUUGUUGAGGAAAAGGAAAGUUAUAGAGAAACAGAUACCACUUUCUCAGUCAAUCAAGAUAAAAGGACCAAGCAGCCCCCUGAGAACACAGCUCAUGUUGAAGAAGUGACGGAGGCAGAUGACUGGGAGGGAGAGCAGAGUUACUUUGUGUCAACUCCAGAUGAACACCCAGGGGGCCAUGACAGAGAGGAAGGCCCCAUGUACGGGCAGAUCCACACUGAAGAAGAAUCCACCAUCAAGUACUCGUGGCAAGAUGAGAUUGUGCGAGGGACUCAGAGAAGGAAGAGGGACGACUCAUUGGGAGAGAAAGUUGUGAAGCCAUUGGAUGUUCCAGCUCCCUCUAUGGAGGGGGGCCUGGAUUCUUCUCACUGGAGAGAACAAGCUAAAAGUGGCGAGUUUCAUGCUGAGCCCACAGUCAUUGAGAAGGAAAUUAAAAUACCACAUGAAUUUCACACAACCAUUAAGGGAGUCUUCUCCGAGGAACCCAAACACCAGGUGGGGGAGGUUAUCGGGCAGCUGGAAGAAAGCCUUCCAGAGCGAGUGAGGGAAGAGCUGUCUGCCCUCACUCGAGCGGGUGCGGGCGAGCCUGGGAGUGUUUCAGUGGAUGUAAAGAAAGUCCAGACCUCUGGCGGUGGCGCCAUGACCUUAGUUGCUGAAGUCAACCUCUCACAGACUGUAGAUGCUGAUAAGUUAGACCUCGACAAGCUGAGCAGAGAUGAAACCAGUGAAAUAGAGAGAGCCGUGGAGUCGGUGGUCAGAGAGAGUUUGACCAAGCAACACAGCCAUGUGCCCGAAAGCCUUGACAUGAAACGCGGAACGGAGGCCCUAGCCGCUGGCACUAGCUUCAAGCGCUGGGCCACUAGGGAACUGUACAGCCCCUCUGCUGAAGGGGAUGAUGCCGGCCCGGCCUCGCCCAGCACAGAGCAGGUCAGCCACCAGGGUCCCGUGUCCGCCACCGUGGAAGUCAGCAGCCCCAGGGGCUUUCCCCAGUCACAGGUGUUGGAGGACAUAAGUCAGUCUGUAAGACACAUUCAAAUAGGCCCCGCUGAGAUUUGGAGGACUGAGCAAGUCUUGUCUGAAGGACCCACUACAGAAGUGGUGGAGGUAAGUGGAGAAGGUGACCUUGAUGAGGCAGAGCCCUCAGCAGGAGCCAGCUGGUCUGUGAGGCAUCUUACGCUGGGUCCUAGUCAGAGUCAAAUGUCCCAAGAAGUCUUCGUCCAGGGGCCUGUCCCUACCGUUCAGGAGGAAAGGGGCACAGAAGAGCCUGGCCAGGCUGAGUUUUUUACAGACACUGACCAAUCGGGGAGGCACAUCAUGCUUGGCUCCAAACAAUUUCAUGCUAAAAAGGAAAUUAUUUUUCAGGGCCCCAUUCCUGGGGCAGGGAAGGUUGGUGAUUAUUUUCAAACUGAAGAGUCCACAGGUACCCAGGCUUCUGUAAGUCACCUCAAAUUAGACCCCAAAGAAGGGUUCAGUGAGCAAAUCCAAUUCACAGCCCCCCUUUUAGAGGAAAUGGAGUCAAGUGUCAGAGGAGGUUCUGAACACACUGGCGAGCUGUCUGGUCACAGCACAUCCACUAGGCACAUCCAAAUUGGUGCUCAGAAGCUCCAAACCACUGAGCAGAUAGUUUACCAAGGGCCCAUUCCCCAGGCCAUGGGAUUUAGUGACUCAGAAAGCAUUGUCCACAGAGAGGGCUCAGCAGACAUAACCCAAGCCACUCGCACUUACACCUCAGGAAGAACAAUUCUCAUGACUGACAAGAGCUCCUUCCAAGGGGCUGCUCCUGAAUCUCCUCUGGAGGACAGUGCAGGAGGUGCGUCCGAGGCAGAAGUGACAUCAGACGUUAGCAGGUCCUUUAGGCACAUUAGACUAGGUCCUGCAGAAACCGAAACCUCCGAACACAUCGUCUUCCACGGACCCGUUUCCAAAACGUCUGCACUUGCUGGUGCAGCGGGUUCCCCUGAGUUAGGUGAGUUAGCAGACAGCAGCAGGUCGAUAAGGCACGUUACACUGGGGCCCAAAGAAACUUCCUUUACCUUUCAGACGGAUGUGAGUCAUGUAGAGGCGACCCCCAGCUCUGCCCAAUGGACACAAGAGGCCACGGUCCACUUCCCUGCAGGGAAGGAAGCGGCAGCUCCCGAUGUGUCUGACGGUGGAGACUGGAGAGACGCUGGCAGUAGGAAGGACCAGGCAGAGGGCAGGAGCUUUCAGGCCUCCGUUGAUGACGGAAACCAGGCCCACAGGCCAAAGGGCAAGGAGCAGGCCGAGUUUGAUAAGCUAGUGCAGCUGCAGAGGAUGGUCGACCAGAGGUCAGUGGUUUCUGAUGAAAAGAAGGUUGCUCUGCUCUAUCUAGACAAUGAGGAGGAGAGCGAUGGGCACUGGUUUUGA